AUGGAGUCUGAUAACUGUAACGACACUCAGAAGAGUAAAUCGACAGCUUCUGAAAGCGAAGAUGAUAUUGAGUUCCUUGGAGAAGAACCUUUAAGACCUGUACUUGAAUGCAUUGAUCUCAUCAGCAGUGAGGAUGAAGAACCUAGCAGCAGUUCUUAUGUUCACAGAAAUACUAAGCGUAAAGAUCACAUUGACUAUCAGAAAGAACGAGUUGCAUCAACCUUGGAUCGCCUGGCACGCCAUGUUGAAGUAGAGAAACGACAAAAAGAAGAGAAAAACAAAGCCUUUAAGGAGAAACUUGAUUCCCAGUACGCUCAUGGGUUGCAAGAACUAGAAUUUAUUCGGGAACGCGGUGAUACAGAGGCCGCAAGAUUAUGCGUGGACCAGUGGUUAAAGAUGCCCGGUCUCAAACCAGGCACCAUUAACAGUGGAAAUAGGGGUGUUUAUAAGAGGAUGGGUCAGGCACAAGUCAAGAGCAGUCCCAUCUCUUGUCCUGUGAUGCAUUGCAACAGGGAGUUUGACAACAGACAUCUUCUCCUAGGCCACCUUCAAAGGUUUGAUCAUUCUCCAUGUGACCCAACAGUCACAUUACAUGGACCCCCAAACAAUACUGUUGCCUGUGUGAUAUGCUGGAACAGAUUUUCAACCUCCCAGCAGUACAGCGAUCAUCUGUUAUCUAAGCUAAAUGAAAAUGAUGGACAUAAAAAAGAUCUCCCUCCACAGCAUAUUCAGUGUUUCGCAUGCCCAGUCUGCUUCCUUCUUUUCACCACAACAGAGGAAUGCUUGCAGCAUAUGUCGGAAAAGAACCACUUCCUCCAGGUUUCCAAAUUCAGUGAUGAAAUGAAGGCUGGCCUUCCUCUACCUUUCCCAUCCUAUGCAAAGAACCUUCUGAUAUCUCUGUGCAAAGAGGUCCCCUUCCAAGUGAAAUGUAUAUCCUGCUACCAGAUCCUACGCUCGCAUAUGGAAUUAACAGCUCAUUUCAGAACACAUUGUCGUAAUUCUGGACCCGUGGCACUGUCAAAGAAGAGUAUCUCCCAAGUUGCGGAGAUAUUUAAUACAAAAGGACACUGUGAGAGCUGUGAUAAACUGUUUGCUGAUCAAAAUCAGAUCACCCAGCAUAAGCAAACCACUCAACAUAAUAUUAAAGUUUUUACUACAAUGGAAGAGUCCAUCCUGAUGUUCUGUCAUGUCAAUGGAAAAAAUAAAAACCAGUCUCAUUUGUGUCAUAUGGUGGAUCGGUCAAGACCGCUGCUUAAAAGACCUUUGACUUCAAAUGAGUCUGUUGGUGAAAGGGAGUCUGCUACUUCAGAAUGGAAGAGCAAUUUCAAAGAUAAACAUGAAGAUCAUGUCACAAACCAAAGUCAAGAUAAUGCUUGCAAAGUAAAAGCCUGGUUUUGUGAAUGCCUUCAAAAGUUUUUUACCGAAGAGUCAGUAGAAAAGCAUAUUUUAUCAGCGAACAGGAUCUGUCACAAGUGUGCUGUGUGUGGAAAGCUUGCUGAAAAUUCAAGCAUUAUCCGCCUGCACAUGAGUCGGUUCCACGGGGGAGCGCACUUGACUAAUUUUCUCCUGUGGUGCAGAGCGUGCUCUGUAGAUCUCAGAGAAGAGGAUAUUAUGGGACACGUGACUGAAUUUCAUGGUGGACAUAGUUACUAUUACGAGCAAGAAGCUCUAGAAGAUGAACCUUUGCCAUCUGCUUCUGCUGGAGCGUAUGUUGCUGCAGGUGAAAGGCAAGACCGCGUUCCUAGUCCUAUGGACCUCUCCCCUGAAAAAAGGCCCGUUCUGGGAAAAUGGCAGUGCCGCAUCUGUGAGGAGAUGUUUGAGUCCGAAGAGAGCGUUAAGCAACAUUGCAUGUCCUUGGAAAGCCAUGCGUUUCACAGAUACUCUUGUGGCUUAUGCAGAAAUCACUUUCGGAAAGUAGGAACGCUGCAGCGACACUUUCGGGAGCAUCAUAACGAGGAGAUACAGACUAAAUACUUCUGUGGCCUUUGUGGUAAUCUCUUCUUUGACACAGAAGAAGAAUUCUUAAGCCAUUAUAAAGAGAUUCACAGUGUGGACUAUGCAUUUGUGCCAGAGCAGAUGGAACUAUCAAUAAAAAAAGAGGAGGACUUCCUCCCAGUAGAAAAAGGAGACUAUUUAACCUGUGGUUGCCGGACAACUUACGUCUCCAGAAUAAACAGGAGGAACGAUUAUGUGAAUUGCCAGAAAGCCAUGCUGAAAAAAGGGAAUUUAUGGUUUCGAUGCUGCUUCUGUUCUGCAACUGCACAGAAUUUUCAUGAUUUGAACAGUCAUCUCAACAGUCACACUUCACUGAAACCUAAGGAAGAGAUGUAUGUUGUUAGAUGUGCUGCGUGCAACAAAAACUUCCACGAUCUUCAGAGUGCGCAUCAGCACUAUCACAUGAAACACUGCUUCUUGCAGAAACCUGAUCUAUCAAGUUUUUCACCAGAAUCGGAAGAUACAGUAUUCAAGUUCACAGCAAGUGGGGCUUGUGUGGACAGAAAACCUCACAAGCUAAAAUUUCAAGCAUCUCCAUCCAGGACUCAGGAAAGACCACAGUCUCCCCUGCAGGGACCAACCCAAGGAAAGAAAUUUAAAAAAGAGAACUCACCACAAGCUGAAGAAUCUGGUGAAGAUGGUGAACUUCCUGAUCUUGACUACCUGAGUACCAUGACUCACAUUGUGUUGAUGGAUCUGGACAACUGGGGAAGCUUAUUCACGCAGCUGCCAGCUAGCCUGAACCAAGGGACAUUUAUCUGGGGCUUUCAAGGAGGAUACAGCAACUGGAAACCUCCAGUGCAGUGCAAAAUUUACAAUUAUCUUAAGAGGAUUGGAUGCUUCUUUCUUCAUCCACGCUGUGGUACCAGAAGAGAAGCAGCAGACUUUGCUCUCUGUGUUCAUGCUGGUCGUCUGGAUGAACACCUGCCCAAGCAAAUUCCUUUUACUAUCCUUUCUGGAGACAAAAGCUUCCUGGAACUGGAAACUCAAUUUAAGAUGACCCAGCGGUCAGCUCGCAUCCUAAAUCCUCACCACGUUGAAGGAGACAUGAUGUGUGCCUUGCUAAACAGCAUUUCUGAUACCACAAAAGGUUCAGAUAGUGAAGAGGAUGAAGAUAUCAAACUAACAAUGAAGAGGAGCUUAGAAGAAACAAAGAAACAGGAAGAGCAAGAUGCAGAACUGGAAGAAGCUAUCAAGAGAAGCCUUGAGGAUAUGUAAAUGAAGAUACGUCACUAUACUAACACCAUUUCAUCAGAGCUUGCUCACAAAAAUGGAAACUUGUUCAUUUGCUUACAAAGAUUCAGAAAUACCCCUUCAAAAAUACAUCUGUAUCUUGAAUUGUUAGAUUUAUGAUCUGAUGUCCUUUGUCAUGCUGAUGAACAGCUGGAGUUUAUAGAUAUCUGCUGCAAUAUAUUGUGUAUGAUAAAAAUAAUUUUUUAAGCC
This is a messenger RNA of Apaloderma vittatum (bar-tailed trogon), 3438 nucleotides long. RefSeq names its product zinc finger protein 451 (gene ZNF451). Gene Ontology annotation, molecular function: sequence-specific DNA binding; DNA-binding transcription factor activity, RNA polymerase II-specific. The record is from RefSeq and is a predicted model, not a curated record. Bases 1 to 3213 code for a protein of 1070 amino acids. The transcript has 14 exons. Gene Ontology annotation, biological process: regulation of transcription by RNA polymerase II. NCBI's taxonomy places the organism in Eukaryota, Metazoa, Chordata, Aves, Trogoniformes, Trogonidae. Gene Ontology annotation, cellular component: nucleus.